Messenger RNA from Kickxella alabastrina, 698 nucleotides. RefSeq lists its product as uncharacterized. The coding region runs from base 86 to 460 and encodes 124 amino acids. Gene Ontology annotation, molecular function: RNA binding. The transcript has a single exon. Gene Ontology annotation, cellular component: catalytic step 2 spliceosome; U1 snRNP. The record is from RefSeq and is a predicted model, not a curated record. Gene Ontology annotation, biological process: mRNA splicing, via spliceosome; spliceosomal snRNP assembly. Lineage: Eukaryota; Fungi; Kickxellomycota; Kickxellomycetes; Kickxellales; Kickxellaceae.
CGUACGUUCUCAUAUAUCCAAGCCUACCUCGUAUUUUUACCCACCGCACAACCACAAACCCAACUACAUACGCAAGCUAUUAAACAUGAGUUUUACACCGGUCAACCCAAAGCCAUUUCUGCAGUCGCUUAUCGGAAAGCCCAUCAUCGCACGGCUAAAGUGGGGCCAAGAAUACAAGGGCAUGCUGGCAUCCAUCGACUCGUACAUGAACAUGCAACUGAUCAAUGCAGAGGAAUUUCAAGAUGGAAAUUCCACAGGUGAGCUUCCCGGAGAAUUGCUGAUUCGCUGCAAUAAUAUCCUGUAUGUUCGCGAGGUUGUUCUGGAUUCGCAGAAUGGAGGAGAGGAUAUGGAGGCAGAUGAAGGAGAGGAAGUCGAGGAUACCCGGGAUGAACAUCGUCAGUAUCGUCGUCAUGGAAACGAGUCUGAGGACGAACAAAUGGAGGAAGGCGAGCAAGAAUAAAAAUAAAACUGGUAAUUUUUUGUAAGAAUAUUUGCUGUGGCAGUCGUUUUUUGAGUACUCGCUUAGAAACAUCAAUUUGGCUCAAAAGUUUAUUUAAAAAAUAGUUAUUGGAUUGGGGUUAUUAAAUGGAGAAGUAUAACCAAACUGCUAUGCUAUGCUGUUUGAGGGUAAUAGCAUUAAUGCGCUCAGGAUGGAGUUCAUAACGCUCCGUUCUGGCAAUGUCCUCUAGCGCUUGGUG